CGGUCACACUGUUAGCCAUCAGCAAUGUUAUGGGUUUUUCUUUGUGCUUACAAUUCAUAAAAAGUGUUUAAUUUAUUGAAAAUGGAUCAACCCGAUGACCAUUUUCGUUAUAUACAUAGCUCAUCACUGCAUGAGCGAGUACAGAUUAAAGUAGGUACACUGGAGGGGAAGAAACGUCAGCCAGAUUAUGAGAAACUACUGGAUGAUCCUACACUACGGUUCUCUGGUCUCUAUUCCGAAGAAUAUCCCUCCUUUCAGGUGCGCCUUCAGGUUUUUAAUAAUGGUCGGCCCUAUUGCCUUCCCGUAAAUAGUUCCUAUAAGGCAUUUGGUAAGCGAUGGAGUUGGAAUGAAUGGGUAACGCUGCCCCUCCAAUUUUCCGACUUGCCGCGCUCGGCGAUGUUGGUGAUGACCAUUUUGGAUUGCUCGGGGGCGGGACAGACGACAGUGAUUGGGGGCACAGCUAUAUCAAUGUUUGGCAAAGAUGCAAUGUUCCGCCAGGGUAUGUACGAUCUGCGCGUUUGGCUUGGUCAAGAGGGCGAUGGCAGCUUUCCAAGUAAGACGCCUGGCAAGGGCAAGGAAUCCUCCAAAUCGCAAAUGCAACGCUUAGGAAAGUUGGCCAAAAAGCAUCGCAAUGGUCAGAUCCAGAAAGUCGAUUGGCUGGAUCGUUUGACAUUCCGUGAAAUUGAAGUGAUCAAUGAAAGGGAGAAACGUAUGUCGGAUUACAUGUUUCUAAUGAUUGAGUUUCCCGCCAUCAUAGUCGAUGAUAUGUACAAUUAUGCUGUCGUCUACUUUGAGCCCGAUGGCGAUGCCAAAUAUAAACUUCCAGCAAAACCAAAACUGGUCUCUGUACCAGAUUCAGAAAUUCAAAUGGAAAAUCUUGUGGAACGGAAACAUCAUCGUUUGGCUCGUUCAGAGCGAUCUGGCAUAUCGGAUCGUGAUGCCAAGCCAACAGCUCACAUACGAGAUCAACUGCAUACCAUUGUCUAUCGCCAGCCACCUACAUAUGUCCUAAGCAGCGAGGAGCAGGAUUUGGUGUGGAAAUUCCGCUUUUAUUUAUCGUCCCACAAAAAGGCUUUGACCAAAUUUCUCAAGUGCAUCAACUGGAAACUUGAAGAUGAGGUAACGCAAGCCCUUUGGAUGCUGGCAAACUGGGCACCAAACGACGUUGAGGAUGCCUUGGAACUAUUAAGUCCACAAUUCACACAUGCCCAGGUUCGGAAGUAUGCCAUCAGUCGCCUGGCUCAAGCACCAGAUGAGGAUUUACUCUUAUAUUUGCUGCAAUUGGUGCAAGCUCUCAAAUAUGAGGAUCCGCGGAAUAUUCUCCACUUGCACAAUUGCAUUUUUCCCGAGCGGGAUGUUGUACAUUCUAUCCUUGAUGAUAAUGGCUCCCUGCUAGAUCAGAGCAGCAUUUCGGAACUGAGUGGGGCAAGCAGUGCAUUGCACAAUUCGGUAAUUGCAUCCAGUCAGAAAGCAGCGGCAACUGGAGUUAGUCCGGGUGGCACUGGAGGACGUGGAAGUCCAGCAGCCGGUACUGGCGAUGCCUCAUCCAUAGCCUCUGAUUCAACAUCGAAUGCAUUGAUUCUACCAGAGGGUAUCAGCAUUGGCACUGUUCCCUCCAAUCUCUGUACAUUCCUUAUACAGCGAGCCUGCAUGAAUCCCACUCUGGCCAAUUAUUUCUAUUGGUAUCUGUCGAUUGAAGUGGAAGAUGUGGCGGAAUCAGUACGUAAACAGGAUGAACGGGCCCAUGACAUGUAUGCCAUGGUCCUUAAAAUGUUUCUCAAAGUCCUGGAGAAUGGAAACUUCAGUUUACGAGGUAUUUUCUAUAAUCUCCGAAAGCAACGCCGUUUCAUUGAUGAGCUGGUUAAACUGGUCAAACUGGUGGCAAAGGAGCCAGGCAACCGCAAUAAAAAGACAGAGAAGUUUCAAAAACUUCUUAACGAACAGGACAUGUUCAAGGUGAACUUUACCAACUUUGAGCCCAUACCAUUUCCCCUAGAUCCAGAGAUUUGCAUAACCAAAAUUGUUCCGAUGCGCACAUCGCUCUUUAAAAGUGCAUUAAUGCCGGCCAAGCUUUCGUUUGUGACUUCUAUAGCUCAUCAUGAGUAUGUGGCGAUCUUUAAGCAUGGGGAUGAUUUGCGUCAGGAUCAGCUUAUCCUUCAGAUGAUAACCCUUAUGGAUAAGCUGUUACGCCGCGAAAAUCUUGAUCUUAAAUUGACCCCAUAUAAAGUGUUGGCCACCAGCUCAAAACAUGGUUUCCUUCAGUACAUUGAUUCCUGCACUGUGGCCGAUGUAUUGGCCCGAGAAGGCAACAUACACAAUUUUUUUAGACGUCAUCAUCCCUGCGAUAAUGGCCCUUAUGGCAUAUCAGCUGAGGUGAUGGACACCUAUAUAAAAAGCUGUGCUGGUUACUGCGUAAUAACCUAUUUGCUGGGCGUUGGCGAUAGGCAUUUGGAUAAUCUCCUAUUGACAACGAACGGCAAACUUUUUCACAUUGAUUUUGGUUAUAUAUUGGGACGAGAUCCCAAACCAAUGCCACCACCCAUGAAACUGAGUAAGGAAAUGGUCGAAGCUAUGGGCGGUAUCAGUUCGGAGCAUCAUCAUGAGUUCCGCAAGCAAUGCUAUACGGCAUAUUUGCAUCUUCGUCGGCAUGCCAAUGUGAUGUUAAAUCUGUUCUCGCUUAUGGUGGAUGCCACAGUGCCAGAUAUAGCUCUGGAGCCGGAUAAGGCCGUUAAAAAGGUGGAAGAGAAUCUCCAGUUGGGUCUAACAGAUGAAGAAGCUGUGCAGCACUUACAAAGCCUGCUCGAUGUGUCCAUCACCGCUGUAAUGCCGGCACUGGUCGAGCAGAUUCAUCGAUUUACUCAAUACUGGAGAAAGUAAAAUCUUAAGAGAGAAAAGAGGAGUAUCUCUUUAUUAUGUGAUAGGCAGGGAAUGCAAUUUGGGUAAAUAAUUGCGUGACAAUUGCUUUCGCUUUCCCUGACUGUUAUUGACUCAUUUUAUCUGACGAUGUCUUGCGGAAAUCGAAUGAGAUCUUACAUUACAUUUCUAAACUGUUUUAGUAUGUCAUGAAGCUGUAUAUAUAUAUAUUUAUUCUGUAUGUGCAUAUUCC
This is a messenger RNA of Drosophila willistoni, 3106 nucleotides long. RefSeq names its product phosphatidylinositol 3-kinase catalytic subunit type 3 (gene Pi3K59F). The transcript has 6 exons. Gene Ontology annotation, cellular component: phagophore assembly site; peroxisome; phosphatidylinositol 3-kinase complex, class III, type II. The coding region runs from base 82 to 2877 and encodes 931 amino acids. Gene Ontology annotation, molecular function: 1-phosphatidylinositol-3-kinase activity. Gene Ontology annotation, biological process: phosphatidylinositol-3-phosphate biosynthetic process; autophagosome assembly; phosphatidylinositol-mediated signaling. The record is from RefSeq and is a predicted model, not a curated record. NCBI's taxonomy places the organism in Eukaryota, Metazoa, Arthropoda, Insecta, Diptera, Drosophilidae.